Molecule: messenger RNA, 4689 nt
Organism: Symbiodinium sp. CCMP2592
Lineage: Eukaryota; Dinophyceae; Suessiales; Symbiodiniaceae
Source: the annotation of a GenBank genome assembly
AUGAGUAUUACUGAGAGUGAGGCCAAUUUUAGCUCCCGGGCUGCGAAACUCGGCUUGAAAGCUGAGGUGAUUCAGCUGCUUGUCGAUGGUGGCGUCAAUACUCUUGCCAAAUUUGCUUAUGUGAGCAGCUUCAUUCCGGGUCAGAGUGAUGAGGGUCCUUUUGUGACUUCCAUAAAGGACUUGUUGAAGAGGGAUGCUACCGUGGGGGAGCUUUCGGUGCUGCGCCGAUUGCACUCUGAGGCCUUUGCUUUGGUCGCGGCCGAGCUUAAAUCUCAGGUUGAGCGCACCACCGAUGCACCAGCGAGGAGCCUUGCCGCUCCUGAUCGAGCAGAUCGUCUGGCUCGUCAAGUGGUGCGGUAUCCAGGCUUGACUAUCGCCGGGCCUAAUGAACCGAGUGACAGGUCAGUGGACAAGUGUUGUCAAAUGUAUGAAAACAAUCGCCUUACAUAUCUUCCGCUGAGUUGGUGCAUGAGCAAGGACGAUGAGACUCGGAAUUCCCGGGACAAGGAGGAUCGUACCCUCACAGUUGACAAUAGCGGUAAUGUUCACAUCAAGAACGCCGACAUUCGAGGUGAGGCCGACUUGAGCACUGACUUGUUACUGAAAUUCGCCCUCACUCGGCGAGGACUCGCGAUGGAACAGGCCGGAUUGUUAGGUUUCAAAGAACAUGAGAAAUGGGCUGAGCGCCUGUUGCACUCCAGAUAUCGUGAGGUGCCUUCGGGAUACACCCGAGUCAGCAUACAGCAGCUGCUUCAAGCCGAUAAGCAAUUGUUUGUCACCGCUGCUAAUGAGUGUCGCAGUGGAGUGCAAGUCACGGAGACCGGUCGUCCAUUGGACGAGGCGUGGAUGCGUUGCGCCGAUUUGACCGAGGUGUCUCAUUUGCUCGCUCCUCUCGCGUCGCCUCCUCCCGCUAAGAUUCCCUUUGAAAGACCCACUCCGUAUGGCCGUGGCAAAGGUCGGGGCAAAGGAUCUGGUAAGGGUAAGCAACCGUCACGCCGCGAGGUGACCAUGCCAGAGGACCUAAAGGACGGGCACGCAAACACCCCGAAAGGAGUGCCCAUUUGCUUUGAUGCUCAGAGGGGCAAAUGCACUAGGCAAUUGACAGGCAACAAGUGCUUCAGGGGUGCUCACGCUCCUGCUCCCAAGAUUGCACGCGUUUCACUUCAAACCAAUCUUCAGGCUGAUGAGGUCAAGGCCAUCGAUGAAAUUGAGUCGAUCAGUAGCGCAAGUCUUGAUCACGAAUUCAAGGGUUCGGUCGAGGAUCGAGCUCUGACCCUGCUGAACAAUGCUGGUGUUGUUUCCCCCACUGAUUUAUUACUUGAGAUCUUCCAAUCACUCCCCACAGAGGCUUCCGUCCGAGGUGACCCAUCACAAGGGGUCUCCUUCUCGACAGGUGCCUAUUGCAGAGUCAAGGUUGGGCUGCGACGUAAUGUCUUGCUCUUCCCGAAUGUGACAAAGUUGGCCGCGCGCUUUGUGCGACAGCAGCUGCCCAGCUUAAAGUUCACGAGCUUAGCAUUCUUUCGCAACGUUCAAACCACACCUCAUGUGGAUGCGCAUAAUUCUUCUUUGCCCAAUGCUGUGUGUGCAUUGUCUGACUUCGAUCAGGGACAGGUGUGGGUUGAGAGACCAGGCGGCCAAGCUUGGUGCGAUGUUGAUGGCGAACUACGCAGUGGAGUCGAACUCAGCUUGAAUGGGAGUCAUGCCGUCUUCACCGCUCGACGCUUGACUCACGUUCAGGCCAAGCCGGUUGACCAGCCUGGUAUUGUGCUCGAGCUGUUUGCCCGUGCAGGCUCUUUGUCCCGAGCCUUUCAUCAGAUUGGCUUUGAGGUCAUGCCCAUAGAUAGGGGAAGUCACCGGCUUCCGUUGGCCAAGUUGUGCUCACUGGAUCUUGCCUUGCCGAGCUCGUGGCAGUAUCUUUCGCAUGUGCUUGACAACUAUCAUGUUCGGUACGUGCACAUUGAUCUGCCGUAUGCCACCUAUGGACCUAAGCAGGGCCUCCGACGACUGUCCCAUGGAUCUGUAGUUCCUGUAGGAGGCGCCGACGCCUCUCAGGUUCAAAGGCUCGCAUUGGCCGACUCCUUGUUGGAACAUGUCAUCACCUUCUUAAAACGAGUUCAACAAAUGGGCAUCGCCUGGUCCAUUGAGCAUCCGCAGUCCAGCUUCCUGUGGCAUAUGCCUGCUGUGCGCCAGCUCACCAACACCACUACCGUGGUGUACGAUUUGUGUGCCUUCGAUUCUCCGCAUCGCUUGCGGAGGCAACUGCUAACGUCUUGUAGUGCACUCAAGUGUUUACAACAAGUGUGCCAUGGUAAUCACAGUCACACGCCUGUGACUGGCGGUGUUGAUACUCAUCCCAGGCUUUUCUGUCAGCAGGUUGCCCACGCCGUGGCUAAACACUGUGGCUUUGACCCCCUUUUGUCUCCGCUGCAGUCCAGCCCUCCGCCUGUCACACAGCAGCGUCGGGGUAAACUUGGUGCGAGCCUCAUCAGAGAAUUUGGUCGCGUUUGCAGAUGUCGUGUGCCACAGAUUCCGCCUGUGGAUCAUAAAAAUUGCUUGCAGCACGCCAUCGGUGACAUCCCCGCAGGCUCCAAACUUCUCGCCACUCAGGAGACGGGGGAGUCGGGUGGCUUCGAACUUAGUGUUGGUGUGUAUGCAACACCGGAUGAGUUUCUGGAGGAGGCCAAAGGAUUACGGCAUCCCUUCGAAACGUUUGCUGUCAUCCCCGACGAAGUGAAACGAAAGCUUCAUGAGGCCUUGGUGAAGGGCCCUGAGUGGGUUGGUAGGCAACGUGUGGCCACUCUCAACAAGUGGUUAGAAUGGGCCAGGGAAUUGGAGGAACCAGAGUCCCGACUUAAGGAGGGCCUCGAACCUGGUGUGAGGUCUGUGUUAGGAUCAAAGAGGCUUCUCUUGCUCAAACGCAUUGCUGAUGACUUGAAGUGGCCCGACGAUGGAUGGUUUGAGGAUACUUGUAAGGGUUUUGGUUUGGUUGGUUGGCAGAAGCCCACUGGUGUCUUUAGAAAGGAGCCUCGUCCCCAGGAGAGGACGGCUGACGAGUUUACUAAGGCCUGUAAGUACAUCCGUCCGGCGCUUUUGGGUAAGGUUUUGUCCGAGGGUUUGAAUGAGCAUUCUUCGGAACUGUGGGAUAAGACUUUGACUGAGGUUGCCGAAGGGUUCUUGGAGGGACCACUUACCGAAGAAGAGCUGACGAGAAGGUACGGCGACGCAUGGGCCCCUGUGCGCCGGUUCGCCGUGAUUCAAUCUUCUGGAGGCAAGCGCAAGUUGAGACCGAUUGACGACUACUCCGAGAACUUAGUUAAUGGUUCUUUUUCUUAUGGGGAUAAGCUAGAUCUAAGGGCACUUGACGAGAUCAUUGCAAUAUGUCGCUUUUGGAUCCGAGCUCACACGACGGAGCAUCAAUUCUUUCUGGACAUGGCCAGCGGACCACCGUUGGUUGGUCGAGUGCACCCUGCUUGGGCGGGUUCGUCGUGGUGUCCUGAGCUGUGCACCUUUGAUUUGAAGAAUGCUUAUCGCCAAUUUGCGUUGAACCCGAGCCAUCGUGCCUUCUCCGUCGUUGCCCUUCUCAAUCCGGAUAAUGGCGACUUGGGAUUGUUUGAGGGUAAGGCUCUGCCUUUUGGAAGCACAUCGUCCGUGCUCCAUUUCAACAGGUUGUCUAGGUUGCUGUGGCGGAUAGGUUUGGAGGUCUUCCUGUUCUGGGCCAACUUCGUUGACGAUUAUCCAGUGAUGAGCCCGUGCUGUCUUUCAGGUUCCACCAUGGACACCUUGCUUGUGUUGUCCUCAGUGCUUGGUUUUUCCGCAUCCCUUGACAAACUGAACCCAUUUGCAGACGUCGCUUCCAUGCUUGGGGUCGAGAUUGACUUGAAAGGAGCCAGGGAAGGUGUCAUUCGGAUUAGGAACAAGGAAGGCCGAUCCAGUGAGGUGUGUGAUGCCAUCCGUGAAUGCAUCAGUGAAGGUUGCAUCAAGAUGCGUACUUUUGCCAGGGUUGCAGGUCGUGUCCAGUUCUCCGAUGCGCAAGUCAUGGGGAGAACCGGAAAGCUCGCAUUGGCGGAGCUGAGAGCCGCUUCCACACGCCACGCAUCCCGGUUUGUCCUGGGUCCCCGCGAGAUCGAGGCUUUCGAGUUUCUCAUUGAUCGCCUCUCUUUCGGUUCCCCUAGGGUAGUCCCUUGUGUGGUUGCCCCUAAGCCUGUUUUGAUCUUCACGGACGGAGCAAGCGAACAGUCUGGCAACACCGUUGGAGGUAUUCUUUACUCUCCUUCUGAUGCGCGGCCCCGAUUCUUUUCUUGCGAAGUUCCUUGUGCCUUGGCAGACCGAUGGAGGCAGCAUCUGAAGCAUAUUAUCGGACCCGUUGAGGCGUACGCUGUCGCCCUGGCACGCAAGGCUUUCCACCAGUACAUGUCUGGACAGUAUUGCCUUUUCUUCGUUGACAACGACGCUGUCCUUCUCAGCUUUGUGCGAGGAACGUCCAACAGUGAUCACUUUCGAGAGCUGCUUCUCACAUGGGAAUGCUGUGAGAAACAUGGUCCAUCGUGGACUUACUGGACAAGGGUCCCUUCCGCAUCCAAUCCUUCAGACGACCCGUCACGCGGUGAGUUCAGAGCACUUGUUGAUUCGGGUGCAUUGCGAGUUAAGUGCUCAUGCCCCAUCUCGGGCAUCCCGCUGGUCGACUUGUAA